AGGCGCUCUGGGAAAUGUAGGCGGUGUGGGCCCGCCUCUUCGCUUGCUGUACGUGCUCGGCCGCCCGCCUCCUGGGCAAGAGGUGUGUGGGUACGGCGGCGUGUUCCUUUGCCUCGAUUUGUCUCCCUUCAUUCGCCACCGGGCUGUCUCCGGAGAAGAUGGCAGCGGAGGAGGCUGCGGAGGCCUCGCUGGCUGGGCUGUCUCCUGAGCGGAGGCAGUCAGGGCUCGAGAACGACGACGACGAGAAUGAGGAAAACCCUGAAGGCGACGGCGAGACCGCAUCGCUCAAUGGCCUGGUUGUCUUUGGAAAUGCAAAAAGUAACAAUGUGGAUGUGAAAGUUGCCAAGUCAGAACUGAAAACUGAUGAAAAAGGAAUGGAGGAAGAAUCUACAACGGAAUCUGACAGCAACAUUUUGGAUGUAUCAUCUGAUUAUCCAAGAGAGAAACACAUUUCAAUUCAAAGACAUCUUGCUGAUCUAGAGAAACUAGCUGAUGUGAAAGAAGGUGAGUUUACCAUGUCAGUAUCCCAGAACUUCAUGUUAACAGAUGAAAAGAAGCCUUGUCCAUUGUGUCCUGAGGAGAAAUUCAGAGCUUGCUAUAAUCACAAGCUUCAUCGUCACCUUCAGAAUUUACACUGGAAAGUUUCUGUUGAAUUUGAAGGGUACCGAAUGUGCAUCUGUCACUUACCUUGUCAUCCAGUGAAACCAAACCUUAUUGGAGACCAGACAUUUUCAAAGAUGGGAGCCCAUUACCAUUGUAUCAUCUGUUCAGCAACUAUCACACGAAGAAGUGACAUGAUAGGUCAUAUCAAUCGUCACGUGAAUAAAGGAGAAACUGAAUCACGGUUUAUUACAGUUCGUGCUCCCAAGUCUUCUCUAGAAGUGCUGAAAGAGUCGGCCACAGAUGUGCAGGUUCUUCCCAACUAUUCCACACCUCAUAAAACAGAUUCUUAUUUUAAUCCUAAAAUGAAACUCAACAGGCAACUGAUAUUCUGUGCACUGGCUGUUCUGGCUGAGGAGCGUAAUCCUAUAGAGUGUUUGGAUGCUUUUGGUGCCACUGGUAUAAUGGGAUUGCAAUGGGCAAAGCACCUUGGAAGUGCUGUGAAAGUUACUAUUAAUGAUUGUAAUGAAAAUUCCGUGACAAUGAUUCAGGAAAACUGCCAUUUAAACAAAAUGAAAGUGAAAUUGAACAGUAAGGAAGAAGACCAUGAUGAAACUGUGGGAGAUGAAGAAGGAAAUCCUGACACCAUUGAGGUGACAAAAAUGGAUGCCAAUGUUAUAAUGCAUUUGAGAUCAUUUGAUUUUAUCCAUUUGGACCCCUUUGGAACUUCUGUGAAUUAUCUGGAUUCUGCCUUUAGAAAUGUGAGAAAUCUUGGAAUUGUGUCAUUGACAUCCACAGACAUCAGUUCUCUAUAUGCAAAGGCUCAACAUGUUGCCCUACGUCAUUAUGGCUGUAAUAUUGUCAGAACAGAGUACUACAAGGAGCUGGCAGCCAGAAUAGUAAUUGCUGCUGUGACAAGAGCUGCAGCUCGCUGUAACAAAGGCAUUGAAGUUUUACUUGCAGUAGCUCUAGAACAUUUUGUUCUAGUAGUGGUCAGAGUUUUGAGGGGACCAUCCCCUGCAGAUGAUUCAGCCAAGAAAAUAAGAUACCUCAUCCAUUGCCAGUGGUGUGAAGAGAGAAUUUUUCAGAAAGAGGGUAACAUGGUAGAAGAAAACCCUUACCAGCAGCUGCCUUGUGAUUGUCAUGGCAGCAUGCCCGGGAAGACAGCAGUAGCUCUUGGUCCUCUCUGGUCAGGACCCCUAUUUAACACUGGAUUCCUCAGAAGGAUGCUGUUUGAAGCUGUCCAGUAUGGUUUGGAUGAAGUUCAGCCACUUUUGAAGACAUUAGUUUGUGAAGCAGAGUGCACAACUUCAAAACAUUUUUCUACCCAUAGUCCUUAUGAUGAGAACAAACAAGAAGAGUGUGGAGUAUAUAUUAAAACACUGAAUACUGCUGCAGAAUCCUACUUGCUACAAGGAAAAAGAAGAAGUGAUGAAGUGAUUCGAAGUGCAGCCAAGAGACAAAAAUCUGAGAACAGUGCUGAGCACCCUGCAUUUUACUACAAUAUUCACAGACACAGUAUUAAAGGAAUGAACAUGCCAAAGUUAAAUAAGUUCUUAAACUAUCUCUCUGAAGCUGGAUUCCGAGUAAGUAGAACCCACUUCGAUCCUAUGGGAGUUCGCACGAAUGCACCCUUGGCACAAUUUAAGACUAUCCUUACGAAGUACAGCACUCCUACAUACACGGCAGGACAGGCAGAAGGCCCUGUCCAUCUAACUGAAGGUGUCCUGGCAGAACAGGUUCAAGCUGCUGUAGCUGUCAAGACAGAGGAUGUUGAGUUUCUGGAAGACAAUAAAUCUGGAGUCACUGCUGCCAUGUUCACAAAUGACUACCCUACUCACUGUGCAGCUGAUUAAUGCAAGUAAUUUUAUUCAUAGAUGAAGAUAUUGCAGACUUGCAGUCACAUCCUGUUGAAGUAAGCCACCACUUCUUACCAAACUGGAUUUUGAAAAUUUGAGUUAUCCACUCUUUUGGCAGAUAUGUUAGAAUUAUGUAGCAGAAUUUACCCCUGAUCACAGCAUGUGUGUGGUCAAGGUACUGUUACUGUGAAAAGGCCUCAGAGGCAUUUACUUGGAUUUAUGCUCACAUCCACAUUCAAACUGAGGCAUUGUGGCUGCUACCGAGUGUUUGUUGAAGCCUUAUGGAUAGCACAGAAUGCAGAAGAGUGGAUGGGGCCAAAAGUCUUUAAACAUUUCUGGGUAUGAAGUUAAUGUGAAAUGGAAUAUUCCUAAAUUUAAUCAUUCCUAAAACCUCACUGGUUAUAACUCAGAGGGGGCUCACUUUAAGACGAUGAAAUAAGACAGGAUAAAAUAUUACCUGGGUUUAAGCAAGUUAGAAAGUUCUGGCUCAGGACUUCUAACUCCAGAUUGCACAUGUAAUUUGGCAUUCAGUUCUGUUUUCGUUGUUCUGCCUACAAGCAAGGACCUAGCACAGGUGAGAAUGGAAUAGAAUGGUUACAUGACUGUUACUGAAACUUCCAUUUAUAACCAAACUUUAGUGAAUUGUGUUAGUCACUCCAGGUAGUUGUUUGGUUAGAGAUUACAUUUGGUUGAGUAUUACAAUAAAGGUACAGUGACAAGGCACCACAGGUUGGAAGUUCUACUACAAAUUUGUCAAUAAUACAGUCUUAGUGGUUAAAAAGAUCUCUUCUGUGAAUGAGCAAAGAUGCUGUGUGUUGGUAGUCUGUUCUGGUUUCCUUAAAUACAUGGCAACAUUCCAGCCAAAUAA
Molecule: messenger RNA, 3327 nt
Organism: Melopsittacus undulatus (budgerigar)
Lineage: Eukaryota; Metazoa; Chordata; Aves; Psittaciformes; Psittaculidae
Gene: TRMT1L
Product: tRNA methyltransferase 1 like
Exons: 16
Coding region: 159-2456 (765 amino acids)
Biological process (GO): tRNA N2-guanine methylation
Cellular component (GO): nucleus
Molecular function (GO): RNA binding; tRNA (guanine(10)-N2)-methyltransferase activity
Source: RefSeq, a predicted model, not a curated record